UUGUCUGAUACAACCUGAACUGAGUUUGAGGAGUCUGAGUCCAACUCUAACACCCGCAAUCCCAGUUCUUGGCAGCUCAUUCACUCCACUAUCCACCACAAAUCAACAAACGAAUUCCCAAAUGUUUAGCUCUUUCAGUUACAGACUCAGUCUCAGGCUCUCAGCCUUACCCACUUUACCAACAACACUAACUCAACACACUCACACUCUCUCACUCUCCCAUUUUUCAUCAUUCCCCAAAACAUUCAUUCCCCCACCAUGUCCUCUUCCUCACGCAAACUCCUCACCACACUCCUCCGCUCCGCUCCUCUCCGCCGCCCCACCACCACCGCCACAAGACUCCCACCGAGAUCCCCACUCGCGCGCCCCGCCGGCUACCUCCUCCCACGCGCCGCCGCGCAUUACUCCACAGCCACUCCUUCAAAGCCGCCGCCGUCUCCGUCGUCUCCCCCGUCCCCCGCCGCCGAUGGCUCGCCUGCUCCCUCCGGAAAGAUCACCGAUGAGCACACAGGAAAGGGCGCGGUCGGAAAGGUGUGCCAGGUCAUCGGAGCCGUCGUGGACGUCCGAUUCGAAGCCGGACUGCCGCCGAUUCUGACGGCUCUGGAGUUGCUGAACAAUCCGAUCAGGGUUGUGCUGGAGGUGGCUCAGCAUUUGGGUGAGAACAUGGUGCGAUGCAUUGCUAUGGACGGCACUGAAGGUGUCGUUAGAGGUCAGCCAGUCCUCAACACUGGCGCUCCCAUCACCGUGCCGGUUGGGAGGGCUACACUUGGCCGCAUCAUUAAUGUCAUUGGAGAGGCCAUCGAUCAGAGAGGCGAUAUAAAAACGGAUCACUAUCUGCCGAUCCAUAGAGAAGCGCCCGCCUUUGUUGAGCAGGCGACCGAGCAACAGAUUCUUGUUACUGGAAUUAAGGUUGUUGAUCUCCUUGCACCUUACCAAAGAGGUGGAAAGAUUGGGCUCUUUGGUGGCGCGGGUGUUGGCAAGACUGUGCUCAUUAUGGAACUCAUUAACAAUGUUGCUAAGGCUCAUGGUGGUUUCUCUGUAUUUGCUGGUGUUGGAGAGCGUACUCGUGAGGGUAAUGACUUGUACAAAGAAAUGAUUGAAAGUGGUGUUAUUAAGCUUGAAAAUCAGGAUGAAAGCAAGUGUGCUCUUGUGUAUGGUCAAAUGAAUGAGCCUCCUGGUGCUCGUGCUCGUGUUGGACUUACAGGGCUGACUGUCGCUGAGCAUUUCCGAGAUGCUGAGGGUCAAGAUGUGCUUCUCUUCAUUGAUAACAUUUUCCGCUUCACCCAAGCUAACUCGGAGGUGUCUGCUUUGCUUGGCCGUAUACCAUCUGCUGUUGGUUACCAACCUACCUUGGCUACAGAUCUUGGAGAACUUCAAGAGCGUAUUACCACUACCAAGAAGGGUUCAAUCACAUCUGUUCAGGCUAUUUAUGUCCCUGCUGAUGACUUGACAGAUCCGGCUCCCGCAACCACUUUUGCCCAUCUUGAUGCCACAACAGUGCUGUCCCGGCAGAUUUCUGAGCUUGGUAUCUAUCCUGCUGUCGACCCCUUGGAUUCUACAUCUCGCAUGCUCUCUCCUCGUAUUUUGGGUGAAGAACACUAUAAUACUGCUCGUGGUGUUCAGAAAGUUCUCCAGGACUAUAAGAAUCUUCAAGACAUUAUUGCCAUUUUGGGAAUGGAUGAGCUCAGUGAAGAUGACAAGUUGACAGUUGCUCGUGCUCGUAAGAUCCAGAGGUUCUUGAGCCAGCCUUUCCAUGUCGCAGAAGUCUUCACUGGAGCCCCAGGAAAAUAUGUUGAGCUGAAAGAGAGCAUUAACAGCUUCCAGGGAGUCAUUGAUGGAACCUAUGAUGAUCUUUCUGAGCAGUCAUUUUACAUGGUUGGUGGAAUUGAAGAUGUCAUUGCAAAGGCAGAGAAGAUUGCCAAGGAGUCUGCUGCUUAGUCACUUAAGCUGGCUUCUUUGUUCUUUCCCCAUUAUUAAGAAAUUAUUAAUUCUUUUGCUUUUCCAAUUCCACCCUCAUCUCAAGUUGCACGCAAUUGUUUAAAGCACUAAAUUUUGGAAGAAUUGUAUUAGGUAGAGAUAUGAGUUAAGGGCUUGUUCUUUGUACCUUUCGUGUAAUAAGAAAUGGAUUCGCAUGUUUGUAUUAAUCAGCACACUUUCAUUUCCAGAUGCAGGCAUGCUGCUAUAGAGCACUUUUGCUUCGACCACUUUCAAGAAACAUUGGAAUGGAUUCUGCUGAACUUCCAAUUUGAAUCUGAUUUUUUUUU
Quercus robur (English oak) is the source of this 2264-nucleotide messenger RNA. Its product is annotated as ATP synthase subunit beta, mitochondrial-like. The transcript is spliced from 9 exons. Gene Ontology annotation, biological process: proton motive force-driven mitochondrial ATP synthesis; proton transmembrane transport. The record is from RefSeq and is a predicted model, not a curated record. Bases 259 to 1938 code for a protein of 559 amino acids. NCBI's taxonomy places the organism in Eukaryota, Viridiplantae, Streptophyta, Magnoliopsida, Fagales, Fagaceae. Gene Ontology annotation, molecular function: proton-transporting ATP synthase activity, rotational mechanism; ATP binding; ATP hydrolysis activity.